Molecule: messenger RNA, 279 nt
Organism: Peronospora matthiolae
Lineage: Eukaryota; Oomycota; Peronosporomycetes; Peronosporales; Peronosporaceae
Source: the annotation of a GenBank genome assembly
AUGGCGGACACUGCCUCGAAGCAUCGAGCUGAGUUUGCCUUUGCUCAGCUUGAGAACGAGAGAUCUCUGACAUCUCUUCGUGACGAGCUAUGGGUAGCUCGUGGGAUUGCUGAUCGGUCUCGGGAUGAGAUAGCUGCUCUUCAGACCCUUGUUGAUGCCCACCAUCGGGAGCACAAGGCUCUCUGCGAGAGCUUGAGCGCAAGGGCGUUCUUCAUCGGAAGAAGCAGCGUACUGAUGGCGGUGCAAUACACGAAAUGGGCCGAUGUACUGGAGCAGUAG